Molecule: messenger RNA, 1563 nt
Organism: Charadrius vociferus (killdeer)
Lineage: Eukaryota; Metazoa; Chordata; Aves; Charadriiformes; Charadriidae
Gene: DCP1A
Product: decapping mRNA 1A
Exons: 11
Coding region: 1-1563 (520 amino acids)
Biological process (GO): positive regulation of catalytic activity; deadenylation-dependent decapping of nuclear-transcribed mRNA; deadenylation-independent decapping of nuclear-transcribed mRNA
Cellular component (GO): P-body
Molecular function (GO): mRNA binding; enzyme activator activity
Source: RefSeq, a predicted model, not a curated record
AUGGUAGUAUUCGUUAUUGCAGAGAAAACCGACAUAGAAGGGACCUUAUUUGUGUACAAAAGGUCAGCUUCUCCUUAUCAUGGUUUUACGAUAGUGAAUCGACUGAACAUGCACAACCUGGUUGAACCAGUAAAUAAAGAUUUGGAGUUUCAGCUCCAUGAACCUUUUCUUCUCUACAGAAAUGCUAGCUUGUCAAUUUACAGUAUCUGGUUUUACGACAAGAAUGACUGUCAUCGAAUAGCAAAACUCAUGGCUAAAGUGGUAGAACAAGAAGCUCAGAGAUCGCAGCAAGUUUCCCAGGACCGAAAGAGUCCCAGCAGAACCAAUGGCUGCAAUGAAAACAGGCCCAUCGACAUCCUGGAAAUGCUUAGUAAAGCCAAGGAUGAAUAUGAACGAAAUCAGAUCAGUGACUUAGGUAUUAUGUCAAGUUCUGGAAUGCAACAAAAUGUAAAUCCACCAAAGCCAGAAAGUACAGAGCCUUCAGAACAAAAAACUUCAUUACGAGUUCAAGACCAGCCAUUUCAGUCAAGGCAGAAGCAUCUGACUUUGGAGGAACUGUUUGGAACCUCUGUACCAAAGGAACAGCCUGCACCUCCGUAUCCCAAUCCAGAGAGAAUGGAAAAGUUGCAGACUGACACCUCUGCCAGAGAGCAGCACAGUUUGCUCUUGCCUUUUUCCUUUGACCAGUCAACAGUAAUACAACAAUCACUAGGGAAAUCUGAAAGUCCAAGCGUUAAAACCAUUUCAAGCUAUUCGGUUCGUUUAAGCCCUAAUCUUAAUUCAGCCUCGACAACGGAAGCUGCCCCUGCUCAGAUGCUUCCUGGCCUAAAACAAAACAACAGUAUAAUGCAAGUUAUGCAGCAAGCUGCCAAGCAGAUACCCCCACUAGUGAAUCAGCCGCCAUCUGAAGUGAACCACGCUCCACAAAAUCUAAUGGCUGGCCAAAGCCAGCUUAUAGCACCCUUGACAUCAACAAGUACAGGAACUGUCUCAAAUACAUCCCAUACAAGUGUUGAUCUUCUCCAGAAACUCAGGUUGACCCCACAGCAUGACCAAAUGCAACAGCAGUCUCUCACUAAGACUUCCUUAACACCGAACAUCUCUGCCUCGGUUGGCCAACUUGCAACACCAGAAAGCUUCAAAGAAUCUCACAGUAAGCCAUCAACCUUGAACAGCAAGAUAAUCUCUCCCCUUCAGACUGUACAACAAAACAAGGAAUCUGAAGUAUUUCCACAGCCGAAGACUUUGUCUAAAGCAAGUCAAGUUGCACCUCCGCAGUUUGUUACAACCACAACUACAGUAACGCCUUCAAUCCUCUUGUCUCCUAGUGUUUUUCAGCAAUCAGCUACAAAAGCUACUGAAGUGGAGAAUAAAGCCAAUUCUUCUUCGCCUUUAACACUGGGAACAACAGAAAUUCAGACUAUACCACCUACUGUUCUCAGUAGGUCUCAGCUUCAAGAAGCACUGAUACAUCUAAUAAAGAAUGAUUCCCGUUUUCUCAGCACUAUUCAUGAAGUCUACUUGCAAGUCCUAACCAAGAAUACAGACAACAUUAAGCUAUAA